AUGAUAGCUUUGAAGACUCGGCUGAAAGAUCUUGAAGGAAAACUAGAAACCAUGACUAAUCUGGAAAGGACUUCAUCUAGUGUUGAGAAUUUGGAAAUGAUACAUUUGAAGGCUCAAAUGAAAGAUCUUGAAAAGAAACUAGAUAUCGUGGCUGAUGCUGUUUGUAAACUUGUUGAGCAGUUCGAGGGGAGUGCAGGAGAUGAGAACAAAAAGCGUAAAACUAAUCUUCAGAAAUCAUCUAGUAUCAACAGUGAUCAGGAAAGUGGCAUUUCAAAAAGUAGAAUUUGA
Microthlaspi erraticum is the source of this 288-nucleotide messenger RNA. Lineage: Eukaryota; Viridiplantae; Streptophyta; Magnoliopsida; Brassicales; Brassicaceae. The record is from the annotation of a GenBank genome assembly.